Hymenoscyphus albidus is the source of this 558-nucleotide messenger RNA. NCBI's taxonomy places the organism in Eukaryota, Fungi, Ascomycota, Leotiomycetes, Helotiales, Helotiaceae. The record is from the annotation of a GenBank genome assembly.
AUGACCAAGAUCUCAGCACUUCGUGCUGCGCAAGUCAAUCGUCACCAAAAGCCUUUGAUUCAUCCAUCCCCCCUCGAAAACGCAAUACAAUGCAUAUUUAGGAUUUCUCGCAACGCUGUCGAUAGGCUGGCCCCAGAAAGGAGGCGUCGGCGUGCACAUAAUCAUCAUAUCGAGCGCCAAUCUCGAUCCAGCGAACCACCAAGUUCAAACGAACCACAGGAGAUUUCCCAAGACACAAGGGGCCAUGUUCAGUCCCAGAACUUCCUUAUAUCAGGUAAGUCUAGCUCCCUGUCCCUGUAAAAGGGGAUCGUCUCUUCUGAAUCGUCUGGAAUACCUGAUAAUCGUUCAAUUGAGCCACUCUUCAAAUCAAAACCACAUUUACUCAAUGGUCAAUUCAUUGAGCAGAGAUAAGGCCACUAUAGUUAUACAUUACCAGGCGGAUAGCCUUGAACAAGAGUAAGAACAGACAAUCCUGGACAGAAGAAAGAUUCCGCUGAUCUUUCCACGUCCUCCGGUUCCAAGCAAGUCAAGGAUAUUUCACUCUUCAAGCGAGUAUGA